AAGCUCAGAAGCUAUGUUGGGUGUACCGUUCAUUGAUCGGUGGCUCUCCGAAACAUUUAAACCCAAAACCUUUGAUGAUGCUGUGGACCGUCUGAGUUACGUCACCACUGCAACUCUCCUUGCAUUCUUCUCCAUUAUGGUCUCAUGCAAACAAUACGUCGGAUCAGCAAUUCAAUGUUGGAUGCCAAUGGAGUUCAAAGGCGGCUGGGAGCAAUAUGCUGAAGAUUAUUGCUUCAUUCAAAAUACGUUCUUCAUUCCGGAACGUUCUGAAAUUCCUGGCGACGUGGAAGACCGACAAAAAGCAGAAAUCGGAUAUUAUCAGUGGGUGCCUAUUGUGCUCGCCAUUCAGGCGUUCAUGUUCUAUCUUCCCUCCUGGAUUUGGUCGUCUUUGUACAAGCAAUGCGGUCUUGACUUCCCAUCUGUAAUCAGUGAAGCCGAAGCUCUUCGGUCUCAAGACUCAGAGACGCGUACGAAGGGAGUCAAUAAACUGGUGGAUUUUAUCGGGGAUAUUCUGGACACCCGUUCCAAGAACGAAUACGGUCGAUUCUACUGCUACAGAUUUGGAAAAGGGCUCGGAUCAAUGACAUCUAUGCUUUACAUCUGUAUCAAACUUAUGUACCUCGCCAACGUCUUUGUUCAGUUCAUCAUUCUCAACAAGUUCCUCGGAAACGAGACUUUUCUCUGGGGAUUCCACACGUUUGCCGAUCUGUAUGCAGGACGUGAAUGGCAAGAUUCUGGAGUGUUUCCACGUGUCACACUUUGCGACUUCUCUGUCAGAAAGCUGGCUAACGUGCAUCGUUACACAGUCCAAUGUGUGCUCAUGAUCAAUAUGUUCAACGAAAAGAUCUACUUGUUUAUCUGGUUCUGGUUUGUCUUCGUACUCAUCACCACCUUUAUCAACACCCUGUGCACCAUCUACCGCUUGAGUUUUGAUAGCUCCCGCCACAACUAUAUCAGAUCUCUUUUGAGUGGACCAGUAAACAAUUUCAAGGACGAGAAGGCAAUGAUUGCAAGCUUUGCCAACAACGGACUCAAGCAAGAUGGUGUGCUCCUUAUGAGAUUUAUUGACGAUCAUGCAGGAGCAAUGGUGACCAAAGAAAUUUGCGAGGAGCUCUUCAAGAAGCACGGUGAAAACCUUCAACACAACCGCGACUUCCACCAUGGCCAUUCCACAAAAUCAACGUCUCCAGGACUUGAAGAAGGGCACCACGAGCAUCUCUAUACUCCAGAGAAAAUGAAACUAAUGGCUCCAGACUAUCCAAUCAAGCAUGCUUGAACUAUUUAACCACAAACCUCUCUCAAGGACCUAAUUCUCAAAAUUCAACGCCGAAUCUCACUUUCUAAAAGUCUAAUUGUUUUUCUUCAAUCGAAUGUAGAGCUAGUUGGCUACUUUGCUACGACCUUCAUUUUCCUGUUAAGUUCUUCUUGUCAUUCACAUCUUCCACUUUGUUUCAAUAAUUCAUGUCACGCUCUGUUCACCAACCAUUUUCCUUUUUAUUCGAAAUGAUUAUAUUUUAUAUAUCAAAAAUGCUCCGGAAUUCGAAUACUUUUUUCUUCUAUCACUUCGACACACUUUCAAAAUUUGUUAUCAAACAUUACGAGUUUGCGUAUACCAAUAAAACACAUUUUGGAC
Messenger RNA from Caenorhabditis elegans, 1633 nucleotides. It is a transcript of the gene inx-3, whose product is annotated as Innexin-3. Lineage: Eukaryota; Metazoa; Nematoda; Chromadorea; Rhabditida; Rhabditidae. Gene Ontology annotation, biological process: transmembrane transport. Bases 14 to 1276 code for a protein of 420 amino acids. Gene Ontology annotation, cellular component: gap junction; plasma membrane. The transcript is spliced from 3 exons. The record is from RefSeq and is marked reviewed.